GGCAGAAGGCAGACCACACCGGAACGGAAAAGGAAAGAAAAAGGCAAAAGGCAAAAGGCAAAAGGCAACCCGAGCAGGAAGCGUAGAGACAAAUUGCAGCUGCAAAAAGUGCAACAGCCAGUGCCGAGUCCCAGGCCAGGCCCAGGCGAGACCGAGCUGAGGCUGUGGAAGAAUGUUCAGUGCAAGACACAUACGGCAGCUUCAAGUGGCAACUGUGGCAGCAGCAGCAGCAACAGCAGCAGCAAGCACAACUGGAUAAUAGUCCUGCGGCAAUUGUAGUAUUCCUGCGCCGAUGGUUGCUGGUUGCAGUUGUAGCAGAGAGCAACAGUCGCGUCAAAGCAUAAGAAAAAUUCACCAAAAACCACAGCAAGCCGCAAGGAGAAACCGAAGCCUUAAGCCCUUACGCCGCAGACGUAAUCAGAGCCAAAUCUGCUGCCAGCUGCCAGCUGCUGGCCACUUUGGUGUGACGUCACAGCGUCAAGUAGGACACCGCACGGCGCAUACGCUUCCGGCGCUGUCGCGCAUCCGCGUCAUGGCAUCCUCCACACAGCACAGCAGCCUCCUCAAUGCGCUCCCCGCGGCGCUGCUGCUCAUACUUUCGCUGCAGCUCUCCGGCGUCUGCGGCGUCAUCGAUCGCCUGGUGGUGCAGACAUCAUCCGGCCCGGUGCGCGGCCGCUCCGUCACAGUGCAGGGCCGCGAGGUGCAUGUCUACACGGGCAUCCCCUAUGCCAAGCCGCCGGUGGAGGACCUGCGCUUUCGCAAACCGGUACCGGCGGAGCCCUGGCACGGCGUCCUAGACGCCACACGUCUAUCGGCAACCUGCGUCCAAGAGCGCUACGAAUACUUUCCGGGCUUCUCCGGUGAGGAGAUUUGGAAUCCCAACACAAAUGUCUCUGAAGAUUGUCUGUACAUCAAUGUUUGGGCGCCGGCCAAGGCGCGUCUACGACAUGGCAGAGGCGCCAAUGGGGCAGAGCACUCGGGCGCCAAGCCAGCGGACACGGAUCAUCUCAUCCACAAUGGUAAUCCACAGAACACGACCAAUGGCUUGCCCAUUUUGAUUUGGAUCUAUGGCGGCGGAUUCAUGACCGGCUCGGCCACCCUGGAGAUCUACAAUGCUGAUAUUAUGGCAGCGGUGGGCAAUGUGAUAGUCGCGUCCUUUCAGUAUCGCGUGGGUGCGUUUGGCUUUCUGCAUUUGGCCCCGGAAAUGCCCGCAGACUUUGCCGAGGAGGCACCCGGCAAUGUGGGCCUGUGGGAUCAGGCGCUGGCCAUACGCUGGAUCAAGGAUAAUGCGCACGCCUUUGGCGGCAAUCCCGAGUGGCUGACGCUGUUUGGGGAGUCGGCCGGGUCCAGUUCGGUGAAUGCUCAGCUAAUGUCGCCGGUGACGCGGGGCGUGGUCAAGCGUGGCAUGAUGCAGUCCGGCACCAUGAAUGCACCCUGGAGUCACAUGACCAGCGAGAAGGCUGUGGAGAUUGGCAAGGCGCUGAUUAAUGAUUGCAACUGCAAUGCCUCCAUGCUGAAGACCAAUCCCGCUCAUGUGAUGAGCUGCAUGCGUGGCGUCGAUGCCAAAACCAUUUCGGUGCAGCAAUGGAACUCGUACUCCGGCAUCCUCAGCUUCCCAUCGGCACCGACCAUUGAUGGUGCCUUUCUGCCCGCGGAUCCCAUGACACUGAUGAAGACGGCGGAUCUCAAGGACUACGACAUACUAAUGGGAAAUGUCAGGGAUGAGGGUACCUACUUCUUGCUGUACGAUUUCAUCGAUUACUUCGAUAAGGACGAUGCCACAGCCCUGCCACGCGACAAGUAUCUGGAGAUUAUGAACAACAUUUUCGGCAAGGCAACGCAGGCGGAGCGAGAGGCCAUCAUAUUCCAGUACACCAGCUGGGAGGGCAAUCCGGGCUAUCAGAACCAGCAGCAAAUCGGACGCGCUGUGGGCGAUCACUUCUUCACCUGCCCCACCAACGAGUAUGCCCAGGCGCUAGCCGAGCGAGGCGCCUCCGUGCACUACUAUUACUUUACACAUCGCACAAGCACCUCGCUGUGGGGUGAGUGGAUGGGCGUGCUGCAUGGCGAUGAGAUUGAGUACUUCUUCGGCCAGCCGCUGAACAACUCUCUGCAGUAUCGACCUGUGGAGCGUGAGCUGGGCAAGCGUAUGCUCAGUGCGGUCAUCGAGUUUGCCAAGUCCGGCAAUCCCGCACAAGAUGGUGAGGAGUGGCCAAACUUCUCCAAGGAGGAUCCCGUCUACUACAUAUUCAGCACGGAUGACAAGAUCGAGAAACUGGCACGUGGCCCCCUGGCCGCACGCUGUUCCUUCUGGAACGAUUACUUACCGAAAGUCAGGAGUUGGGCAGCAUUUGCGCAGCAGAUAACCCGUGUGGCAGCCUCAACAUUUGUCUAUUUGCGGACCUGGCUGAUCAGUGCCUAAAAUGGAGUUGGUACCCUGUGCCCUUUACGACUUAAGAGUUAACCGAAUGCACCUUCCAAAUACUCACUUCCACAAGAAACCAAGAAAAGCAACGGAAAGUCUGAUUGAAUGAUAGGUAGGAUAAGGCUAAGGACUGGAAAUAGU
Messenger RNA from Drosophila guanche, 2566 nucleotides. RefSeq names its product acetylcholinesterase. Gene Ontology annotation, biological process: choline metabolic process; acetylcholine catabolic process in synaptic cleft. Lineage: Eukaryota; Metazoa; Arthropoda; Insecta; Diptera; Drosophilidae. The record is from RefSeq and is a predicted model, not a curated record. The transcript has 9 exons. The coding region runs from base 293 to 2422 and encodes 709 amino acids. Gene Ontology annotation, cellular component: plasma membrane. Gene Ontology annotation, molecular function: acetylcholinesterase activity.